Molecule: messenger RNA, 555 nt
Organism: Mesocestoides corti
Lineage: Eukaryota; Metazoa; Platyhelminthes; Cestoda; Cyclophyllidea; Mesocestoididae
Source: the annotation of a GenBank genome assembly
AUGGAGAAGGGUCGUACGGACUACUCAUUUCAAGUGGAAUCGAUUGUGCUCAAAUGGAUCACCAACUGCUCUUACCUACCACCGCUACCCGAAGACCUUCCUUCAAAUGUUUCUGAUAUCUCCGUCUUCAAUGAAGGUCCCAAACCCACCUAUGAGUACGUGAUUACCCAACUUGGCAAAGAGAAGGCCUUCUACGAUUAUGACAAAGACGAAUGCACGGACUACUGCUUCAAUUACAGACAGAUGGUAGUGGCAACAGCUAACAAAGUUGGGUGCGCUCAAAUGAAAUGCGAAAGUCGUGCAAACCAGUCUUCCCCUACGUAUCUCACCGCAUGCCUCUUCACACCGUCGAAAAUUGAUAUGGUGGACAGGCCCUACACGAAAGGAGAAAGUUGCAGUGCCUGCCCGAAGGGUCUAGUCUGUUAUGUCAACCAAUGCGCAAAACCAUCGGACAUUCCAACAACCACCACCACAUCAACGACCUCAUCUUCGUCGAUGAUAUCACCUGUCAAAGUAGCGAGUUUGUUAAUCCUCCUUCUGUGCCUCAUCGCUUAG